Messenger RNA from Carya illinoinensis, 1206 nucleotides. Its product is annotated as probable NAD(P)H dehydrogenase (quinone) FQR1-like 2. Gene Ontology annotation, molecular function: FMN binding; NAD(P)H dehydrogenase (quinone) activity. The transcript has 2 exons. The record is from RefSeq and is a predicted model, not a curated record. Lineage: Eukaryota; Viridiplantae; Streptophyta; Magnoliopsida; Fagales; Juglandaceae. The coding region runs from base 239 to 1009 and encodes 256 amino acids.
UAUAAAAAAGAAAGGGCAAAUUCAAAAUUACCCAGACAAUCCACUCAGAUUCAAGAACCAGUCCUACUUGGAAGGUAUCGAAAUUUAGAUUCCACAAUUCAGAUCCGAAGCUCCACCAAUCCGAAAUGACUCAAAGCUUACUCUAAAUUCACAUUGUCAAGAAUCAUUUUCAAUUUCCAUAAUUGGAUCAGAGUUUUUCCAGGUUUGGUUCCCAUCUGCGCUCGUUGGAAAUUCCUUGAUGGGGAAAGGAGGCGGCUGCGUUCCAAGCAAGAAGAAAGUACCUUCAGCCGUCGCCGCGGCCGAUUCCCAGAGCGGCUCAGUACCGAUCGCGGUUGAGGAGGAGUCUCAAGAUGCCGAGCCCAGCUCCGCGAACGAAACUACGACCUCACUCCCAAUUGCGAAGCUGAAAAUCUUCGUAGUCUUCUACUCGAUGUACGGACACGUUGAAAGCCUGGCUCGGAGGAUGAAGAAGGGCGUCGACGGGGUCGACGGGGUCGAGGGAGUUCUGUACAGGGUUCCGGAGACCUUGCCGAACGAGGUGUUGGAGCAGAUGAAGGCGCCACCCAAGGACGACGGGAUCCCGGAGAUACCAACAGCGGAGCUGGCUGCGGCGGAUGGCUUUCUGUUCGGGUUUCCGACGAGGUACGGGUGCAUGGCCGCGCAAAUGAAAGGGUUCUUCGACUCGACGGGGCAGCUCUGGAAGGAGCAGAAGCUCGCUGGCAAGCCUGCCGGCUUCUUCGUCAGCACGGGUACCCAAGGAGGCGGUCAAGAAACCACUGCCUGGACAGCAAUCACCCAGUUAGCCCACCAUGGAAUGCUGUUUGUUCCCAUUGGAUACACCUUUGGAGCCGGUAUGUUCAAGAUGGACUCCAUCCGAGGGGGUACUCCAUAUGGUGCUGGAGUUUUUGCUGGAGACGGCACAAGAGAGCCAAGUGAAACAGAGCUGGCAAUUGCAGAGCAUCAGGGCAAGUAUAUGGCUGCAGUAGUCAAGAGGCUCAACAUAGCAUGAGGUCCCAUACCACAAUUCAUAUGUAUAGAUUAGUUCAGUCUUUAAAAUUUCUGGUGUUCUGGACAGUUCUAUGGCUUUCUGUCUGCUGCUACUCCCUCCCGGGGUGUCUCUCUCCUUUGUUCUCUUUAGCAUGUUGUGAAAUUCUUCUGCUUGAUUCAAUACAAAAAUAAUGCGAAAUGCGUCCCGAUUGCUUCUCA